GGCCCGGGCUGGGGUCGCACCGGCUCGGACUCCCCUCCCGCCCGCCCUGGCCAUGGAGGACGAGCGGAAGGACGGAGCCUACGGAACACCACAGAAGUAUGAUCCCACCUUCAAAGGACCCAUUUAUAACAGGGGCUGCACCGACAUCAUUUGCUGUGUGGCCCUCCUCCUGGCCAUUGUAGGCUACGUGGCUGUGGGUAUCAUAGCCUGGACCCAUGGGGACCCUCGAAAGGUGAUCUACCCCACUGAUAGCCGAGGCGAGUUCUGCGGGCAGAAGGGCACGAAAAACGCGGACAAACCCUACCUGUUUUAUUUCAACAUUGUGAAGUGUGCCAGCCCCCUGGUCCUGCUGGAAUUCCAGUGUCCCACCCCACAGAUCUGUGUGGAGAAAUGCCCUGACCGCUACCUCACCUUCCUGAACGCCCAUGCCUCCCGGGAUUUUGGGUACUACAAGCAGUUCUGUGUGCCUGGCUUCCAGAAUACUAAGGGUGUGGCCGAGGUGCUUCGGGAUGGUGACUGCCCUGCCGUCCUCAUCCCCAGCAAGCCUUUGGCCCAGCGAUGCUUCCCAGCCAUCCAUGCCCGCAAGGGAGUCCUUAUGGUGGGCAACGAGACAACCUAUGAGGAUGGGCACGGCCAUCGAAAAAACAUCACGGAUCUGGUGGAGGGCGCCAAGAAGGCCAAUGGCAUCCUGGAGGCACGGCAGCUGGCCAUGCGGAUAUUCGAAGAUUAUACUGUCUCCUGGUACUGGAUUGUCAUAGGCCUAGUCAUUGCCAUGGUGAUGAGCCUCCUGUUCAUUGUCCUGCUGCGCUUUUUGGCUGGCAUUAUGGUCUGGGUGAUGAUCGUCAUGGUGAUUCUGGUGCUGGGCUAUGGAAUAUUCCACUGCUACAUGGAGUACUCCCGACUGCGUGGUGAGGCCGGCUCCGACGUCUCCCUCUUGGACCUCGGCUUCCAAACGGACUUCCGCGUGUAUCUGCACUUGAGGCAGACCUGGAUGGCCUUCAUGAUCAUUCUGAGCGUCCUUGAGGUCAUUAUUAUCUUGCUGCUUAUCUUUUUACGAAAGAGAAUACUCAUCGCCAUUGCGCUCAUCAAGGAAGCCAGCAGGGCUGUAGGAUACGUCAUGUGCUCCAUGCUGUACCCGCUGGUCACCUUCUUGCUGUUGUGUCUUUGCAUCGCCUACUGGGCCUGCACUGCCGUCUUCCUAUCCACUUCCAACGAAGCUGUCUACAAGAUCUUUAAUGACACCGCCUGCCCAGUUGCUGGGAAAACCUGCAACCCUGAGACCUUCCCCUCCUCUAAUGCAUCCCACCUGUGCCCGGGUGCCCGGUGCCAGUUCGCCUUCUAUGGUGGCGAGUCUGGCUACCACCGGGCGCUGCUGGGCCUGCAGAUCUUCAAUGCCUUCAUGUUCUUCUGGCUGGCCAACUUCGUGCUGGCGCUGGGCCAGGUCACACUAGCUGGUGCCUUCGCCUCCUACUACUGGGCCCUGCGCAAGCCCGAUGACAUGCCUGCCUUCCCGCUCUUCUCUGCCUUCGGCCGGGCACUCAGGUACCACACAGGCUCGCUGGCCUUUGGCUCCCUCAUCCUAGCCAUUGUGCAGAUCAUCCGAGUGAUCCUUGAGUACCUAGACCACCGCCUGAAAGCUGCACAGAACAGGUUUGCCAAGUUCCUCCUGACCUGUCUCAAAUGCUGCUUCUGGUGCCUAGAGAAGUUCAUCAAAUUCCUCAACAGGAAUGCCUACAUCAUGAUCGCCAUCUAUGGCACCAACUUCUGCACCUCGGCCAGGAACGCCUUCUUCCUGCUCAUGAGAAACAUCAUCAGAGUGGCUGUCCUGGACAAAGUCACUGACUUUCUCUUCCUGUUAGGCAAACUUCUGGUCGUGGGUAGUGUGGGGAUCCUGGCUUUUUUCUUCUUCACCCACCGUAUCAGAAUCGUCCAGGACACAGCACCACCCCUUCAUUAUUACUGGGUCCCUAUACUGACGGUGAUCGUCGGCUCUUACUUGAUUGCCCACGGCUUCUUCAGCGUCUAUGGGAUGUGUGUGGACACGCUGUUCCUCUGCUUCUUGGAGGACCUGGAGCGGAAUGAUGGCUCGGCCGAGAGGCCUUACUUCAUGUCUUCCAACCUCAAGAAGCUCUUGAACAAGACCAACAAGAAGCCAACAGAGUCGUAAAGGCCUGCGCCCUCCCCCACCUCUCUGGAAGCCUCACACUGGGUGCUCUGCCCCUGGGUCAGUACCCCCAGCCCCACUGGGCUUACCCGAGGGCCUAUCACUGCCCUUCCUCCACAUCCAGGUACCAUCCUCCAAAAAAUCCCAUUGCUGUCGAGUCAAUUCUAACUCACAGCAACCCUGUAGGACAGACUAGAACUGCCCCAUAGGGUUUUCAAGGAGUGGCUGGUGGGUUCGUACUGCGAACCUUUUGGUUAGCAGCUGUAGCUCUUAUCCAAUACACCACCAGGGCUCCAGUUACCACCAGUUUCUGGAAACCUGGAGCAUUUGGGGUAUCUCCUUCCUAUGCCUGGGGCAGUCAGUAUUUU
Molecule: messenger RNA, 2532 nt
Organism: Loxodonta africana (African savanna elephant)
Lineage: Eukaryota; Metazoa; Chordata; Mammalia; Proboscidea; Elephantidae
Gene: SLC44A2
Product: solute carrier family 44 member 2 (CTL2 blood group)
Exons: 22
Coding region: 53-2167 (704 amino acids)
Biological process (GO): transmembrane transport
Molecular function (GO): transmembrane transporter activity
Source: RefSeq, a predicted model, not a curated record